Messenger RNA from Musa acuminata AAA Group (dessert banana), 9688 nucleotides. RefSeq lists its product as uncharacterized. Gene Ontology annotation, biological process: tRNA modification; glycolytic process; gluconeogenesis. The record is from RefSeq and is a predicted model, not a curated record. Gene Ontology annotation, molecular function: phosphoglycerate kinase activity; ADP binding; ATP binding. Gene Ontology annotation, cellular component: cytosol. The coding region runs from base 7393 to 9429 and encodes 678 amino acids. The transcript is spliced from 15 exons. NCBI's taxonomy places the organism in Eukaryota, Viridiplantae, Streptophyta, Magnoliopsida, Zingiberales, Musaceae.
AGAUGAAAAUUAUAUUUGUUGUCUUCUAGGAAUCUAUGAUGACAUCGACAUUUGGUCUUCUUGCUAAUGAAUUGAGGAUUAUGGGUGUGAAUUAUGUCUUGAUCGAUUUUUGGUGUCCUCAAAUUUAGUUUGGAAUUUGUAUUAGAUUGUUGAUUAAAAUUUAAUGGAAUUUAAGACGGUCACACCUCCUAAAUGUGAUAAUUCGGGGGCGUGAAAGCUGUGGUAUUAGAACAUUACUUGAGGAUCACUAUAAGAUAUUUGAUACAUUUUAUUUGCCAAAUUAUAUUGCGAUUUAGUAAAUUAAAUAGAGAGCGAUGAAAAAUUUCUGUGAUAUAUUUUAGGAAUCUAAGAUGCCAAGGAUAUCUGGUCCUAUUGAGGAAUGAAGCAGGAAAGGUAAUUAAGUCGAAUUUUAAAAUUUUAGAGGAUGGCUUAUUGCGUUUUGUGAUAGAGUGUGUAUUUGAAAUGUCCCAAAUUAUGAUUUGAAUAUUAAAAGAAAAGUGCAUGACUCAAUGAUAUUGAUGGCUCUAUCUAUGUGCAAUCUGAUCUCAUUCAACAAAUUUAGAUAGGGCUACUAUGAGAUCGACAUUUAAUCUACUUGAGUAAUGAACUAGAAAAGGGAUUAAAGUCGGAUUUUUAAAUUUUGGACGAUUGCCUUUUGUGUUUUGGGAUAGAGUAUGUGUUUUAAAUGACCUAAUUAUCAAUUACAAAAUCCUGAAGCAAGGUAAUAAUUCAAAGUAUGUGAUGAUCCAGAUUAGAUUGUUGAUUACAUUUUAAUUUUAUGGAUUUUAAGAUAAGGUCGCACCUCUUGUAUGUGAUAAUUUGUGGGGCUUUACAAAGGUGGUAUCGGAACAAGAUUUAAGGAUUACUAAGAUAUUUGAAUUAUUUGUUGUGCGAAAUUAUAUUGAAGUUUAGUAAAGAAAUCUGGUCUUCUUGAGGAAUGAAGUUCGAAAGGUAGUGAAAUCGAAUUUUUAAAUUUUAGAGGAUGGCUAUUUGAGAUUUGUAUUAGAUUGUGUUCGAACUGACCCAAAUUAUGAUUUGAAUAUUUUGAUAAAAGGUCAUGAUUUAAUGAUAUUGAUGGCCUCUAUCUUUGUGCAAUAUGAUCUCUUUCAACAAAUUUAGAAAGGGCAUCUAUGAGAUCUACAUAUAAUCUACUUGAGGAAUUGAUGUAGAAAAGGGAUUGAAGUCUAAUUUUUAAAUUUUGGACGAUGACCUUUUGUGUUUUGGGAGAGAGUAUGUAUUCUAAAUGAUCCAAUUAUCAAUAACCAAAUCCUGAAGCAAGGUCAUAAUUCAAAGUAUGUGAUAAUUUGGAUUAUAUUGUUGAUUAAAUUUUAAUUUUAUGGAUUUUCAGACAAGGUCACACCUCUUGUAUAUGAUAAUUUGGGGGGCGUGACAAAGGUGGUAUCGGAGCAUGAUUUAAAGAUUACUAAGAUAUUUGAUUCAUUUGAUGUGCAAAAUUAUAUUGUGGUUUAGUAAAUUAUAUAAAGAUCGAUGAAAAUUAUAUUUGAUGUCUUCUAGGAAUCUAGGAUGACAUCGAAAUUUGGUCUUCUUGCCUAUGAAUUGUGGAUUAUGGGUGUGAAUUAUGGCUUGAACUAUUUUUGGUGUCCUCAAAUUUAGUUUGGAUUUUGUAUUAGAUUGAUGAUUAAAUUUUAAUAUUAUGGAUUUUAAGGCAGGGUCACACCUCCUAAAUAUCAUAAUUCGGGGGGCGUGACAGAGGUGGUAUCAGAACAUUAUUUGAGGAUCACUGUACGAUAUUUGAUACAUUUGUUGUGCCAGUUUAUAUUGCGAUUUAGUAAAUUAAAUAGAGAGCGAUGAAAUUUUUUUUUUAUAUCUUUUAGGAAUCUAGGAAGCCAAGUACAUCUGGUCCUUUUGAGGAAUGAAUUAGGAAAGGUAAUGAAGUCGAAUUUUUAAAUUUUAGAGGAUGGCUUAUUGCGAUUUGGUAUAGAGAGUGUGUUCGAAAUGACCCAAAUUAUGAUUUGAAUUUUAAGAGAAAAGUGAAUGACUCAAUGAUAUUGAUGGCUCUAUCUAUGUGCAAUCUGAUCUCAUUCAACAAAUUUAGAUAUGGCUACUAUGAGAUCGACAUUUAAUCUACUUGAGUAAUGAACUAAAAAAGGGAUUAAAGUCGAAUUUUUAAAUUUUUGACGAUUGCCUUUUGUGUUUUGGGAUAGAGUAUGUGUUCUAAAUGACCCCAUUAUCAAUAACAAAAUCCUAAAGCAAGGUAAUAAUUCAAAGUAUGUGAUGAUCCGGAUUAGAUUGUUGGUUACAUUUUAAUUUUAUGGAUUUUAAGAUAAGGUCGCACCUCUUGUAUGUGAUAAUUUGUGGGGCUUUACAAAGGUGGUAUCGGAACAUGAUUUAAGGAUUACUAAGAUAUUUGAAUUAUUUGAUGUGCGAAAUUAUAUUGAGGUUUUGUAAAGACAUCUGGCCUUUUUGAGGAAUUAAGUAGGAAAGGUGGUGAAGUCAAAUUUUUAAAUAUUAGAUGAUGGCUUUUUGAUAUUUGUGAUAGACUGUGUGUUCGAACUGACCCAAAUUAUGAUUUGAAUAUUAUGAUAAAAGGGCAUGAUUUAAUGAUAUUGAUGGCCUCUAUCUUUGUGCAAUAUGAUCUCUUUCAACAUAUUUAGAAAGGGCAACUAUGAGAUCUACUAAUAAUCUACUUGAGGAAUGAAGUAUAAAAGGGAUUGAAGUCGAAUUUUUAAAUUUUUUACGAUGGCCUUUUGUGUUAUGGGAGAGAGUAUGUAUUCUAAAUGACCCAAUUAUCAAUAACCAAAUCCUGAAGCAAGGUCAUAAUUCAAAGUAUGUGAUAAUAUGGAUUAUAUUGUUGAUUACAUUUUAAUUUUAUGGAUUUUCAGACAAGGUUACACCUCUUGUAUAUGAUAAUUUGGGGGGCGUGACAAAGUUGGUAUCGGAGAAUGAUUGAAAGAUUACUAAGAUAUUUCAUUCAUUUGAUGUGCAAAAUUAUAUUGAGGUUUAGUAAAUUAUAUAAAGAUAGAUGAAAAUUAUAUUUGUUGUCUUCUUGGAAUCUAUGAUGACAUCGACAUUUGGUCUUCUUGCUAAUGAAUUGAGGAUUAUGGGUGUGAAUUAUGACUUGAUCGAUUUUUGGUGUCCUCAAAUUUACUUUGGAUUUUGUAUUAGAUUGUUGAUUAAAAUUUAAAAGUAUUUAAGACAUGGUCACACCUCCUAAAUGUGAUAAUUCGGGGGGCGUGAGAGAGGUGGUAUUAGAACAUUAUUUGGGGAUCACUGUAAGAUAUUUGAUUAAUUUGAUUUGCCAAAUUAUAUUACGAUUUAUUAAAUUAAAUAGAGAGCGAUGAAAUUUUUUUUUGAUAUAUUUUAGGAAUCUAGGAUGCCAAGGACAUUUGGUCCUAUUGUGGAAUGAAGUAGGAAAGGUAGUGAAGUCGAAUUUUUAAAUUUUAGAUGAUGGCUUAUUGCGAUUUCGGAUAGAGUCUGUGUUCGAAAUGACCCAAAUUAUGAUUUGAAUAUUAAGAGAAAAGGGCAUUACUCAAUGAUAUUGAUGGCUUUAUCUAUGAGCAAUCUGAACUCAUUCAACAAAUUUAGAUAUGGCAACUAUGAGAUCCUAAUAUAAUCUACUUGAGGAAUGAAGUAGAAAAGAGAUUUAAGUCGAAUUUUCAAAUUUUGGAGGAUGGCCUUUUGAGUUUUGGAAUAGAGUAUGUGUUCUAAAUGACCCAAUUAUCAAUAACCAAAUCCUAAAAUAAGGUAAUAAUUCAAAGUAUGUGAUAAUCCGGAUUAGAUUGUUGAUUACAUUUUAUUUUUAUGGAUUUUAAAAUAAGGUCGCACCUCUUGUAUGUGAUAAUUUGGGGGGCGUGACAAAGGUCGUAUCGGAGCGUGAUUUAAGGAUUACUAAGAUAUUUGAUUCAUUUGAUUUGCGAAAUUAUAUUGAGGUUUAGUCAAGACAUCUGGUACUCUUGUGGAAUGAAGUAGGAAUGUUAGUGAAGUCGAAUUUUUAAAUUUUUGAGGAUGACUUAUUAAGAUUUGGGAUAGAGUGUGUGUUCGAACUGACCCAAAUUAUGAUUUGAAUAUUAUGAUAAAAGGGCAUGACUUAAUGAUAUUGAUGGCCUCUAUAUAUUUGCAAUCUGAUAUCUUUCAACAAUUUCCAAACUGCAACUAAGAGAUACACAUUUAAUCUACUUAUGGAAUAAACUAGAAAAGGGAUUGAAGUCGAAUAUUUAAAUUUUGGACGAUGGCCUUUUUUGUUUUGGGAUAGAAUAUGUGUUCUAAAUGAUCCAAUUAUCAAUAACCAAAUCCUGAAGCAAGGUUAUAAUUCAAAGUAUGUGAUAAUUUAGAUUAGAUUGUUGAUUACAUUUUAAUUUUAUGGAUUUUCAGACAAGGUCACACCUCUUGUAUAUAAUAACUUGGGUUGCGUCAAAGGUUAUAUCGGAGCAUGAUUUAAGGAUUACUAAGAUAUUUGAUUCAUUUGAUGUGUAAAAUUAUAUUUAGGUUUUGUAAAUUAUAUAGAGAUAGAUGAAAAUUUUAUUUGAUGUCUUUUAGGAAUCUAGAAUGACAUCGACAUUUGGUCUUUUUGCUUAUCUUCUCAUGGGUCAUAUUGUCACCUUCAUGCUCUCGUUGCGUGUCGUCGUGUAAUUACAUCAUAAUCAUAUUCAUGCAAACCCUAAUAAUAAUAAUGUCAGCAAUGAUAUUAUGAUUAUUAGAUAUAAAUUACGAUUUGAUUAUUAUAAGAAAUGGGAAAGACGUAAUGAAGAAGGUGAGAAGGUUUGAAGAAUUUGGGUUUUGGGAUAGAGUAUGUGUUCGAAAUGACCCAAUUAUAAAUAACCAAAUCCUAAAGCUAGGUCAUAAUUCAAAGUAUAUCAUGCAUUCUCGUAGCACUACGAUGUAUAGAGCUCUCCAAAGUCAUUAUUCGUGAGAAGGUUUGAAGAAGGUGAUUGCGUGCAAAGUCAUUAUUCGUGACUUCUAGGCAAAUCAAAGCAGAAACUUGCCACAACCAACGUAGGCUUGAUAAGAGAAGAGAAGAGGAAUUGAAGUAGAAUAAGUUUUACUUUGGCUUAAUGUUUUGGAUCAAAUCCUCACAUUUGUGAUUCAAAUGUUUUUCAGGCUAGUGUUAAAUGUUUUUGUUGUGUGAGUACACUUUGCGCCUAACUAAAUGUUGAAGGUAAAUAUGAACUUAUGUGUUUUGUAGAGGUUUUAAAAGACUUCUCAUGUUUAGGAUUUUGGAAUGUUAAGUUUAAUUUGUAAAAUCUUAUGACCUUGUGAUCAAUGUCAGUUUUGUUUUUGUAUAGAUUCGGUUAAAAGCACAAUUGGAAGCAUUGGAAAUCAGAAUUGAGAGUCGGUUGUAAGAAACACUUAAUGAUUUCAAAAAGAGCCUACUAGAGAGUCUCAACAAAUUUCAACAAUCACGGGGCUCAACUUCUCUGAUGCAUAGAUCUGGAAAUACAGGCGCUAAAAUUUGUCAAACUUCUACAGUGUUAGAAUAUUAAAACAGAUUUGAACGAUUGUCAAAUCUAGCCAGAGAUUGGUCUGAACGGCAAAUUGUAAGUAUAUUUAUUGAACGGCUUAAUCCAAAUAUCCGAUUUGAAGUUAAUGCUCGUCAACUCCGUACUAUGAUUGCUACGAUAUCAUUUACAUGUUUACUUGAGGAAAAAAUUAUUAGGGAAAAUCAUGGAAACAGGAGUGACAACAACUAGAUGAUCAACAAGCCACCCGCCCCAUCUAUUCCCAACCAAAACCCUGACACUCAAAGACUAACCCUAGAAGAACUCAAGGAAAGAUCAGCAAAGGGUUUGUACUAUGAUAUAAAGUGGAGUAUGGAGCACCAAUGUAAAUAAUUGCAACUUCUGAUAAUUGAGCCAAUUGGAGAGGAACCGGAAGCUAUGAAUGUAGACUCCGAUCAUGAAGGUAUAGAUUCUAAAGAAGAUGUUGGAUCUACCAUACAUACAAUGAAUGCAUUAACCGGUUACUCUAACCUGCAAAAGUUGGCGAACUUUGGAACAUCAGCAUGCUAUAGUUUUGAAUGAUACUAGUAGCACUAAUAAUUUUAUAGACAAUGAGAUUAUCGAUCGAUUAGCCCACCACUUUGAAGGUUGUGACAGAUUCGAAGUCAAGAUCGCUGAUGGACGAAUAUUAACUUAUGAUAGCAAAUGUUCAAAGAUAAAAUUUAUUAUAAAAGGCCAGGAGUUUCUUGCAAUGAUUACUACACUUAAAGACCGACCUAUUGCUUACACUGUCAAAUUGUGCAGAUAGCCUAUGAUUGAAGUGCUGAAUGAGAAGCUCCUCGUGUUUGAUGCUGCUCAACUUUGAGGACAAGGCUGAUUUGAAGAGGGAGGAAUUGUUAGGACCCUUUUAUUUUAUGAGUUUUGAAUAAUAUUUAUUGAGUCUGUUUAGUUUAGUUUAGUUAAAGUCAGAUAGAGUUUUAUUUAAUAUUUAUUUAUUAUUAAGAGUCUAAGUCCCGGUGGAACUCUAUAAAUAGUGAUGUAACCCUUUCUUUUCAGAAUAAAUCAAUCAAUGAAGUAUUAUUUCAGUCUGUGAACAAACCCUAGGAGGCCAAUCCCCUCAAAGUGAUCAAGGAGGACGAUCCCCUCGAAGCGUUCAUUCUCAUUCCUCUUCUUUCAUCCCCGAUAAGACCUUAAGGUCUUAUCACUCCCAGACGCAGGAGACUUAUGUCUGGUGGGAUGAACUAUAUUAUGUUAUGAUCCUAUUGCACUUUCUAUAUGUUUGAUAUGAUAUUCAGAGCUUUGGUUAUGUGUUUCUAUAUGUGCUUUAGAUAAGUAUGAUACGAAUACAACAUCAAAUACGACGUUUGAGCUUCUGUUUCGUAUUUGUUCUUUGAUAUGCUUCGAAAUGGUUCAUAUGCCAUUGAUAUGCACUGAAAUAUUUUAUAUUCCAUUGAUAAGUUUCGAAAUGUUUCCUAUGCCUCUGAAAUGUUUAUACGUCAUUAAUACGCUUUUAAAUAUUUCAUAUGCCAUUGAUAUGUUUAGAAAUGUUUCCUUCGUUAUUGAUAUGUUACGAAAUAUUUCAUAUGCCAUUGAUAUGUUCCGAAAUGUUUCAUCUGCUUUUGUUAUACUCUGAAAUGUUCUAUAUGCUGUUGAUAUGUUACGAAAUAUUUCAUACGCUAUUGAUAUUCUCCAAUUACACUGUGCUCCAUUUGUUAUGAACCAAAUGUGUUUUGAAUGAAAUGACAUAUGUGAUUCUAUAUCUAAUGAGAUGAUACCCUGGGAUUUCUUGUAUUCUGCCUUGCAUUGUGAUACCUUGUUUGUUAGGGCUCUCUUUUCGUUCUGGAUAUGUUUUGUCUUUUGCUAUAUUUUUUUAGGCCUACUCCGUUGCUAUAUAAAUCUUUCGGGUCAACUUGUCACUCUCUGAGAUGUUUGUAUUGAGCUGAGGCUGUGGAGAGCUAUUCAGAAUUGUAGUUUUGGAGUGGCAUAAGUCAGCCUCAUGAUGCUUCAAGCUUCAAGUUCCAUUCAUCGAUCUCAGUAUCAUUUUGACUCUUCACUACCACUCAAGUCAUUGAUGUUCCGUCAAGCAAAUCCAAGCCACACUAUUUCAAGGCCACAGAGUUGUAGGUGGAUUGAUUUCUUAUCUGGCAGCUGGAGAUCUUCCUGUUCACAGUUCAAAUCUUUUUGCUCGCAAGUGCUAGAUUCUUGUAAUACAUGUGAUAUUAAAAAGGAUAAAGACACCAACAUUGAUAGAUUAGAUUCAGUGUUACCUGUGCAAACUCUUCGAAAUUUUCCCAUUGAGAAACUUUAUGGAGAAGUUGUCAUGGUUCGGCUUGAUUCUGCUCUUCUGCUGAAUUUAAGGGUUUCUGAUGAUCUCUCUUUAAAUAGAGCAAUUUUAACUAUCAAGUAUCUAUACAAUGCUGGGGCUAAAGUAAUUUUAGCAAGCAACUGGCCUCAGGCCAAUGCUUCAAGGCUUCUUUCAAAAGAGGCCUUUGCAGAUCACUUGUCAGCGCUUCUCAAGGUUAAAGUUGUGCCUGCAAAUGAUGCUUCUGCCAUCUUGCAAUUCAAGAUGAAAAACGUGGAAAAUGCAGAUGUACUUCUUCUUGACAACUUGACAAAUAAUAAAGAAGAAGUUGCAAAUUCCUACGAGUUUUCCAAGACAUUGUCAUCUGGUGUCUCCAUCUUUGUUAAUGAUGCCUUCUCACUAUCACAUAGGGUUCUUGCUUCAACUGUUGGUGUUGCCCGCUUUUGCCAUGCAUCUGUUGCUGGUUUUCAUUUUGAGGAGGAAUUGUUGCAACUAAUGAAGAUCAGUGAGACCAAAAAACAACCUUACGUUGCAAUAAUUGGAGGGAGUAAUUUCCUGAAAAAAGCUAAUACAUUGCAUGUUUUAGCUUCUACAUGUGAUGGACUGAUUUUCAUUGGAAAGCUAGCAUUUCAGAUAAUGAAUGGUUUCGGACUUUCGGUACCUACCCACUUAGUGGAACAUGAUGCUGUUAAAGAAGCACUAGAACUGAUCAAACUUACACAACAAAGAAAGAUUCCAAUUUAUUUUCAGAAAGAUUUUGUGUGUGUCAAAGUUGGCAAGCCUGAGCUGGUGGAGAUAUACGCUUAUAAUGAAAUCUUGGCAGGUUGGGUGCCUGUGGAUCUAGGGCCAGUUUCAAUGAAAGAAACCUCUUCUAUGCUCUCAACAUGCAAGAAAGUCAUAUUGAUUGGUUCAGUAAGUUUUGGUUCUUUAGAGGAAGAUAACGUAAGAACAUCUCAAUUGGUAUCCGUACUUGAAAGAAUAAGCAAAAAUGGCAGUGAGGUGAUUCUUAUUGGGAAUGCAGCCUGCAAAGCGUUUGCAGGAAAAUCAAGUUAUUCUAAUCAGUAUUCAGUGUUUAGAAAUGCAUCAGUUGCUUGGGAGUUUCUCAGAGGAACAAAGUUGCCAGGUGUGGCAAUAUUAGAUAAAGCCUUUCAAUACAAUCUCAAUUGGCAUGCCAUAUUUGCAGAUCCCACUAAACCUAUAGCAGUCGAUAUUGGCAGCGGAAAUGGCUUGUUUAUUUUGAAGGUGGCUAGAAAAUGCACAGAUUUAAACUUUCUUGGGCUUGAGAUUAACAGGAAGCUUGUUCAGAGAUGCUUAGAUAAUUUGCAUCAAUCUGAGUUCAAAAAUGGAUAUUUUAUAUCAACAAAUGCAACCUCUACAUUCCGUUCUAUAGUUUCUAGUUAUCCUGGAGAUUUGGUACUUGUCGCAAUACAGUGCCCGAAUCCUGAUUUUAACAGAGAGGACCAAAGAUGGAGGAUGGUACAGAGAGGACUUGUUGAAGCAAUCUUGGAUCUGCUUAUUACAAAUGGAAAGGUGUUUUUACAGUCUGAUAUCAAGACUGUUACAACGAGAAUGAAACAUCUGUUCAUUACUUAUGGAAAGGGUAAACUAGUAGUGGAUGGGGAUGACAGGGAUUGGAUGGAGGAGAAUCCUUUUGGUGUUCAGACUGACUGGGAGCAGCAUGUGAUUGAACGUGGAGCUCCUAUGUAUAGAAUUAUUCUCAAAAAGGUUUGAUCGCUUGCAAAGGUGGAGUAUCCUUGAAAUCAUGGCAGCUACUUGCUAUCAAUUAAAACUUUGGGUAGUCUUUAAAUACGGGCGUCUACCAAGAUUGAAAAAAUCAGAGACUAUCUUUACCUUCAAUUUUUGUAUUUUGCCUACCAAGAUGGCUUCCACAUUAUGACAUCAUGGUCUGACUCUUUUACUCAAGUUUGUGUUACCAUAAACUAGGACAAAAUAUGAUCUUAAUUAUAUGGAAUAAGCUGCAUUUGUCAUA